Erythranthe guttata (spotted monkey flower) is the source of this 1594-nucleotide messenger RNA. Its product is annotated as Eukaryotic aspartyl protease family protein. The record is from RefSeq and is a predicted model, not a curated record. Gene Ontology annotation, molecular function: aspartic-type endopeptidase activity. Gene Ontology annotation, cellular component: extracellular region. NCBI's taxonomy places the organism in Eukaryota, Viridiplantae, Streptophyta, Magnoliopsida, Lamiales, Phrymaceae. Gene Ontology annotation, biological process: proteolysis.
AUUCCUCUCUGCAAAACCAUUUCUCUAUACAUUCUUGGAAAUACUAUACAUCUUUGAUUCAUUCAAUUAUGUAUCCUCACACAACUAAGAUAUAUCCUUCUUCUUUUCUCAUCAUAAUUUCAUUUAAUCAUUCUCUCUCUAUAUAAAUACACUAUUCACCCCAUAGUGAAAAAUCCACAACAAAGCACACACAAUAUAAUGUCUUCAUCUCAUAAUAGGAACUUCUCAUUUUUUCCAAUGGCCAUAACCCUAGUUCUUGCCUUCGCAAUCCUAUUUGUUUCUCCAUCCGUAUCCACUUCCCCGAACUUACUUGAUCACCCCGGUGCGAAAACGGGCUUUCAGGUAACCCUCAAACACGUCGAUUUCGGAGGCAACUUCACCAAACUGGAGCUCUUACAACGUGCGAUGAAGCGAGGAAGAAAGAGGAUGGAGAGGCUCCACUCAAUGGCCCUAGCCUCAUCCGAUGCCACCAUCGAAGCCCCCAUUCACGCCGGAAACGGCGAGUUUCUCAUGGAACUGUCAAUUGGAACCCCGCCGGAAACCUACUCCGCCAUACUCGACACCGGAAGUGACUUAAUUUGGACACAAUGCAAGCCUUGCAAGAAGUGUUACGACCAACCAACCCCGAUUUUCGAUCCCUCGAAGUCAUCCACCUUCUCUAACAUCCCGUGUGCCAGCGACCUCUGCAGUGCUCUGCCUCAGUCGUCCUGCGCCGACUCAAACUGUGAGUAUGAGUACACUUACGGCGAUUAUUCGUCGACACAAGGCACUAUGGCGAAAGAAACGUUCACGUUUGGCAACGUUUCGGUCCCGAAAAUAGCGUUCGGGUGUGGAUCCGACAACGAGGGUGCAGGGUUCAGCCAGGGCAGCGGGCUUGUUGGAAUGGGUCGGGGCCCGUUGUCGUUGGUUUCCCAGCUCAACGAGCCUAAAUUUUCGUAUUGCCUAACAUCAAUUGACUCCAGCAAGACUAGCACCCUCUUGAUGGGGUCUCAAGCAAAUUAUAAUGUCAACAACUCAAAUAUUGUCAAGAAAACAACCCCAUUGAUCAAAAGCACAUCAAACCCUACUUUCUACUAUAUUUCACUUGAAGGGAUCACUAUUGGUGACAAACUUUUGCCAAUUGAAAAAUCAACUUUUGCAAUAAGAGAAGAUGGGAGUGGGGGAAUGAUAAUCGACUCGGGCACGACUCUCACUUAUCUCGAGGAUAGCGCUUUCGAUAUUGUCAAGAAAGAGAUGAUUGAGCAGAUGAAAUUGCCGGUGGCCAAUCAGAGUGGGACCGGGCUCGAGGUGUGCUUUGACCUUCUGUCCGUGGACCACGAUAUCGAGGUGCCUAAGUUUGUUUUCCAUUUCGAAGGGGCCGAUUUGGAUUUGCCCGGUGAGAAUUACAUUGUUGCCGAUUCGAGUGGUGAAGCUUGCUUGGCUAUGGCAAGAUCAAAUGGGAUGUCCAUAUUUGGUAAUGUGCAACAACAGAACAUUCUAAUGAUUCAUGAUCUUGUUAAAGAGACUAUAUCGUUUGUGCCCACGAAGUGUGAUGAAUUGUGAAAAUAAUAUUAAUUGAAAUUUGAAAUAAAAAGAAAUUCCUUUCUUUCAUUAA